This is a messenger RNA of Histoplasma capsulatum G186AR, 1527 nucleotides long. RefSeq lists its product as uncharacterized. The coding region runs from base 1 to 1527 and encodes 508 amino acids. The record is from RefSeq and is a predicted model, not a curated record. The transcript has 2 exons. NCBI's taxonomy places the organism in Eukaryota, Fungi, Ascomycota, Eurotiomycetes, Onygenales, Ajellomycetaceae.
AUGGUCAGGACUCGGCAACUUAAGCGGGGAGAGGUGACUUACUCCUGGGCGAAGGACGAGAAGGCUAAUAUGCUCAUCGCUCUUGAGGACAAUGACCAAACAAACCACCAACUCGCUCAUUUGUACAGUCAUUCCACCUUAGUGGAGCAACUUGUCGCACACCACCUGGGAAUAUCCCCAAAAGAGUGUGAAGUGGCUGGGGGUUGGUUCCAUGGUAGCUACAAUAUCUGUGUCCCAAUUUCUGUCCACGGUCGCAGACAGAUGUUGAUGCGAUUUCCAAUAUUACACCGAGUCGGAGAAUCGUUUCGACCGGGCAAUUCAGACGAGAAGAUACGAUGUGAAGCUGGAACUUACACAUGGCUGAAUGAAAAUUGCCCCUCAGUUCCCGUGCCUAAACUUUACGGAUUUGCUCUGUCGACUGGCCAAUCUUACACUGCCGCUGAGAAACUACCAUGGCUCCCGCGCUGCUUCCACCAUAUUCGUUGCCAAAUACUCAAUUUAUUCGGCUAUGCUGUUCCAUCCAAAUAUGUCCGGCACCAAGGGCCGAGUUUUGAUGUACUAAAAGCCGGGUAUCUUUUGAUUGAGUACAUCGAUAAGUCUAAGGGUACUAUGCUUUCAUGUACUUGGGAAGACAAGCGACAUGACAACAGUUUUCGUGGCAAUUUAUUCAAGGGUCUUUCGCGGAUAUUAUUGGACAUCGCCAAGGUUCCAGUACCACGAAUCGGCUCAUUUGUCAUUGAUGAUGAUGGCUUUUUAAUGUUGAAUAACAGACCACUUUCAAUAGAAAUUCAUGAGCUGGAGGGAAAGCAGAUUCCGGUUGACAUUCCAAGGGAUAUGACUUACUCCUCAGUUGACUCUUAUAUUACUGACAUUCUUGCAUUUCAUGACAGCCGUUUUGCUCACCAGCCAAAUGCUCUUAAGGACAGUGCCGACGGUGCCUUUCAAGCGGCAGCUUUGGCAACAAUGAGAACAGUGUCUUCCUAUUUCUUUAAACGCGAACUCCGUCGGGGCCCGUUUGUGUACGUUUUGAAUGAUCUUCACCAAAGUAAUAUUCUUGUUGAUGAGGAUUGGAAUAUCACAUGUCUUAUUGACUUGGAGUUUGCCUGUUCACGGCCGAUUGAGAUGCUUCAUCCCCCCCAUUGGUUCACAAAUCACUACGUUAAUAAGAUUGAUGUGAACCAUUUUACAGUCGCACAUCAUGAGUUCGUGACUCUCAUGGAACAGCAGGAAAAGGAGCUCUACACUGAUACAACAAUACCUGUUGCUAGUGUCAUGAAAAGAGGAUUGGAGAGCAAAUCAUUCUGGUAUUCCCUGGCUUUAAAAAGUAUAACCGGACUUGAGCAUAUAUUUUUCGAGCACAUUGAAACGACAUUCGCAAAUGACGCCGAUGACGACCCUACCUUUAUCAAAGUGGCACAUAAAUUCUGGACUGCACAAGUGGAUGAGUUCUUAGCUAAAAAGGUGAAAGACAAAGCAGCUUAUGACAAAAGACUUCAAGAAGAGUUCGACGUCGACUUCGCCGCAUAG